AUGUCCUUUCCACUUGACGAUUACCUUGCUAAAAAAUAUGGCGGAACAUCCUCCUCCUCUUCUACCUCUUUAACAAAAGAGAUAACCGAGAAAUGGAAAAAUGUUCAGUCAGAAGAUGACGACGAUGAAGUUCCUGUUAUAGUUGUUGAUGCAUCAAUCAUGGAGCAAGAAGAAAGAAAUAAAAAAUGGAAGCCAAUCGCAAUCGAACCAGAGGAUGAAAAACCACAACUAGUGUUACCAUCAAAAGAAGUUAUGGAAGAUAUUAUUUCAGCAACAACAACGACGGCGACAACAUCAAACUCUGCUAAAAUUGAAGAUAGCACAUUAAAUGAAAAUACUACUACUUCCUCUGCAAAAAAACGCAAAAAAGCUAGAUCAGUAUCACCUACACCUAAAAUGUCAUCAGGUUUGAGUGCUGGUUUACAUACAUAUGAUAAAGCACGUAAAGAAAUGGCUUUGGUUGAAAAAAAAAAGCGAGACGAGCUAAGAAAUUUAGAUCCAUCGUUAUCUGGUAAAGGUGCUGACGUUAUACAUCGUGAUAAAUCAGCACAAUCUUUUAUAAAAACUUUUUUGUUUGUUAUUAAGUUAAAGUUAAAAGCAUAUAUUAUUAUCAAUAGAUAUAAAGAUGACGUGGAAUUAAACGAGGAAUUGAAAGCAAAAGGACGGUUGGAAAGACCACGAUAUAAAGGACUACAACCGCAACCAAAUAGAUUCAACAUAGACCCAGGCUAUAGAUGGGAUGGUGUUGAUCGGUCUAAUGGAUUUGAAAGACAAUAUUUUGAAAAAAUCAAUGAUAGAAUUUCACUAGAAAAACAAGCAUACAGUUGGUCAGUUGAAGAUAUGUGA
Entrophospora sp. SA101 is the source of this 846-nucleotide messenger RNA. Lineage: Eukaryota; Fungi; Glomeromycota; Glomeromycetes; Entrophosporales; Entrophosporaceae. The record is from the annotation of a GenBank genome assembly.